UGCUGUCAUUACGAAUUUGACUGGAUUUGACUUUUAAAAGCUAUUUUAAAAAGUAAUGAAUGUUUAGAUAGAAUUUUUAUUAUUUUAUAAUGUCGAUAAAUGUGACCGUUAAUGGGAACCCAAUUAGUAUUCGAAGGGGAAGGAUGGUUCUUUCCGAUCUGGACCAAAUAAAGAAAUGUGAGCGUGAUCGACGAAGGAGGUUACGUCUUGAACAGGUACGACAACAAUCAAAGGAAAUAUCGAAUAGGUUAUUAGAGCGUGCAAGGAAUGUAACGGAGAAAGAGCUCUCACGACUUGAAAAGGAUGGAAAAUCGGAGCUCAAAAAAAUGCACGAUCGAAAGAUCAUGGAUAUUCAGCAAAAGUAUCAAGAAGAGCUUGAAGAUAUUGGUCAAGCACAUAUAUCAGCUACGCUUCAACCAGAUGCCGAAACAUUGAUUGAGGCAAAGAAUAGAAAAAAUAGAGUUUCUGCAAUAGAGAGGGGGAAAGAGGCUGGACAACGUUUAAAAGAAACAUCACAAAAAGAGAAUCCACAAGCAACACAUCAGAAAAGAUUACAACAGGUCCGAGAAGUAGAAAAUGUAAGAUCUUCCUUGGUUGCUAAUCUUUCAAAACGAUCAUGUACUAAGAAAUGUUGUGAAGAUUAUUCAGACGUCUUAGAAGAGGAGGACAUCAAUAAUGUUCCCAGUCAACAAAAGUCUCCUGUGAAAACGAAAGAACAGAAAUUAAAUAAAGCGUCAUCGGUAAAACCAACUUCUAACCAAAUCGAUUCAAAGGUUAUUGCAGAGAAGCAGAAAGCAAAAUCACCUCCAAGAAUUAUAUCGUCUACAGGUCAAAAUAAAUCAUUUUCACCACAACCUGGUCCAUCUGGACUGCAGAAAAUAAGAUCGUUUAAGCAUGACUCGGAAACAACAAGCGAAAUGUCAAGAACAGCUUCUACUAUACCACGGCUUCAAGAUAUAGCUGAAGUUAGUGGUGAUUCAGAUGAUCAAGAACCUAGAAAAUCAACACCAGUCUCAAAAGUAACACCUUCCAAAGCUGACAAAAUAGCUAGUUACAAUCCUGAAGACUACAAGCCGCAAAGUUCCGUUUCAAGUAGUACCAGUUCUUUGAGUGAUGAUUCUUCUUAUUUCUCUGAUGGUGGGAAGGAAUCAAGAAAAACUAAAACAACUCCAAAACAUCAUACAUCAUUGGCUGGAAGUAAAGUUCAAUUAUAUGAUCAUAAUACACGCCAAAGAAAUGCUUAUGAUCGUCCUGCUGGUCUUGUGGAACGAACUGAUAUAAGAACUGAGCCAAAUGCCGAAGACGCUGCUCGACGUGUACGGGAAUCUGAAAGUGUGGUGUCUCAAUUAAUUGAAUGUCGUAAAAUAAAUGCUCAGCAGCGAGGAAAUCAAGCCAUACUGCGUAAUAGAGUGCGCCGCGAUUAUCAGGCACUUGUACAAAAUCUUGAUCGCCUUGCCAGCGAGGAACGUAAAUUGAAAGCCAGUCAGUUACAUGAUCGUGCAGGCAAGAACCCUCAUAUGAAUAGAUCGAGACGUAAAGAAUGCCAAGAAGAACAACAAAGGAAAAUGGACCGUGCGUUCACGGAUAUUUUGCAUAAUACUUGUACAGCCAAUUCUUCACAGACUGAAGAGAGAAUAGUAACAAUUACUCCUCGGGCUAAUCAGGAAAUUCAUGUACGUUCUCCACGGCCAGUUUGGCAAGAAAGACCAUUUAAGGAACGACAAGUUCAUGGGCCUACACAGGGUGACAACGAACAAGGUGAAGAGUUAUCUCGCGCAGAACAAGUCUUAGAAAUGUUAAAGAGGGUAGAGAGACAGAAACGGCUUCUAUUGAGAGAGUUCGGUGUAGAUUUACCUGACAAUAUUUUAAGCUCAAGUAUGACAGCUUUGUUUACUGAACAACGUACAGAAGCCAUGCUGGAAAGGAAUGCAGUGAGGCCAAAACCUUUAAGUCCAGAAAUUAAAGUAAUACACAUGUCAAGUGAUGAAGCCUCUGAGAAAAUAAAAAAGACGAAGAAGAAAGAGCCAUUACCUAAAAAGCAAAUGGAGAUCGCAGUUCAGACAUCCAUAUUGGAUGAAAUGAGGGUAUCACAAGAUAAAAGUGUUCAGGUCACAUUAGUGCAAGAAAAGUUUAGUGAAAGCAGCUUGGCUAGUGAGGAGGGACCAGUGGAUACAUCUGGUCAAAAUGCAGACGAAUCAAAUGGAACUAAUAUCUCUAGAGAAGCAGAAGAAGAGAGUACUGCAGCAUCAACAGAAUCGGUAGUUACAGGUGUAGUGAUCGAUAUUGACAAAAAACAUGUCAAGGUAACGCCAAAGAAGAAAAAAUCUCCAAAACGAUUCAAAAGAGUGUCAUCGCGAGCUUUCCUAAAGCCCAGAUCCGUCCCUAGCAGUAAAACCAGUUCUCCUAUAAAGAAAUCAUCGAAAUCCGCCCCUGCUUCUCGUACGAGUAGCCCUCAAAAGACCACAACAAAAUCUGUAUCUAUAGGAUCUCCCGCUAAGAAAGUUAAAAUAAGUAUCAACAAGGGUGGACUUAAGGUGAACGUUGAUCCUCCUUUCCAGCUAAAACCAACGGAUACGAGUACUGACAGCUCCCAAGUAUACGUAACACCUGAUGUACAAGUUCCCUCAACAAGUAGAGCACAUCAAGAAUUUCAUCAAAGCCCUAACAUAGUUCUAAGACCUCGAGAUACAUCGGAUACUUCUACCUCGUAUGCUAGUCCACCUCCAGUAAUACCUGCAUCGAUGCGUCGUAUGAUGAAUAAUACUACUCCAAUACUAGAACUACUUAAUUCAUCUGUGACCGAUGACCCGAGACAAUCAAGAAGAGAAAUUAGUCCAGUGUCCUCGCCGGAAACUCCGUCACCUCGAGUUCUUAACAUUCCAUCAAAUAUACCUCAUCCUGAACGAAUUAGUAGAAUACUACAAUAUAAAAUGGCUAAUGAACAGAUACGAGCCCAUAAAACGCCCCAAAACCAGGAUAGUCGAUCUGCUUCUCGGGAACGGUCUUCUCAACGUCAAAGAAGACGAAAAUCUUCCAAGGAAAAACCAGAAACCGUGGAAACGUGUUUAUGUACUAAUCCUACCUGCAAACUGUUUCAUGAGAAAGUUGAUAUUAUUCAGAGAUAUUCAUUGAAUAAUUGUCCUGAGAUUUUACAGAAAUAUGAAGAUCUGCAGAAUAUGUGUACAGAAAGGAUUGCAUCGUUGACCGAUUUAAUCGAAAGAGUACGCAUUGAACAGAGGGGUAAGAUUCGUGACUAUACAGAUAGAGGUAUGGAAUUCUCAGAUAUGGCACCAAGUGAUGAAACUAGUUUCAUGCAACUCCCUCAGUCGCAAACAGGGAGAAACGAGUUGUACAGUGUGCGGAGAUUAGUGCAAAGUAUAGAAGCAAUACACAAUCAAUUAGCGAAGACUCUUCAAGAAUCUCAAAGAAUUAUUAUCGGUGAGGGAACACCGCAGCCAUCCGGUUCCAGUGAUAAGGCGACUUCAAACAUUGCGCGGGAGGCAAAGAUUACACACUCGAUAUCUACCAGUACAGAAGACCGUGUUGAAAAAAUGGACACUCGUGCGAAAGCCAGGGUAAUCAGCGACGUACCCGUAAACAUUUGUUUAAAUCGUUUACGUACAUCGAAUCGACCUCACACAGCAAUGAGACUAUCAAUGGAAAAUGAGUCCUGGCCUACAUCUCAGUCUUCCCGUCAGCAGGAGGACAUCGUCGAGAAAUUAUCUAAAGAAAUUUUAGAACAAAGUAAAGGGCUCGAUAAGUCUUUUGAGACUCAGAAGGAGAACGAAAACGUGUGUAAACAGCGAACGCCUUCUCCACGUCAACAUAGCCCUCCUGAGAGACAGCUUUCACCGCAGGUCCAAAAAGCAAAGCCCCAUGACUCAAAAGAACAUGAUCCUAAUAUUCAGCUACCAAAGGAAAUGGACUUUGUUCCUUUACUAGCCGGAAUUCCGAAAGUUCCUAGGGCAUCGUCAAGUAGCUCUGCAAUAAAUAACAGAGGGAGACCACCGAUAACUUUAGCCAGUGGUCCUUUUAGGACUGAUGAUGAAUCACCUGGUCAUGAAUUAUCUACAAUCGUGGAGUUUGAUACUCCCGACACAGCAAACAGAAGUCAAGGUAGCGUAAGGAGUCCUAGUGGCAAGAGUAAACGUGCUUUACCUGCAGAUGCAAGAUCGGAAGUUUCUAGUCUGAAAAUGACCAUCGAACCUUCAACGAAGCAAAUGACUGAGAUCCAAGUUCCUAGUACACCUCAACACCCUGGGAAACCAUCUGUUCACGUAGCUCCAUUGCCUGCAACAAACACACCUCGCUCACUAUCCAAAAGUUCUUCAAGAAAAAUGAACCCACUUUUGAAGGUGUCAUCAGAAAUCUUAACGUCUGCUUCAAAGUGGGAAUCAUUAGAUGCGAAUGUAUACACUACCCCACGGAAACCAAAGUCGUUAACGCUGCAUAAAGAUGGUUCAACCGAUUCUAGGGAUUUGGGAGAGAUCGUCAAUAUCGAAGGAGAAAAAGGCGCUACCGGUGACCAAAUUGAUUCAUCAAUUAAAAAUAAACAAGAACAUUCCGACCGCUCGGAGCGGUAUGUGCCGUCCGUACUAUCCAGUUCCGUGGAACCUUGUAAUCAGAACCAAGCCAACAAGGACAAAUUAACGUCAACGAGUUCAAACAGCUUCUCCGGUUUAUCGGGAAUUUCCGAGAUCACGAGUACGCCCACAUCAGACAUGUUAAAGGAUUCAUCGCAGGAGGGAGUGGAGGAUGCGUUGAAGAAAUUAGGUUUAGGGUGGGCUGUAGCUACGUUAAAGAAAACCAGGGAAGCAAGUGCCCUCAGCUCCUCGUCAAAUUCGGACAUAACACCGAUGAAUACCGCACGAAGAAUGAUCUCUCCGAUGAAAAAGUCCCAUGAAAAUAAUAUUUGUGGAUUGCCCGAUUUUAGUGACGUUUCUUCGAUCUCGAUAAAAGACAUCAGCAAAAGUACAGAACGUGCCGUCCUUCUGAAGGGUAGAACUUCUACCCCGAAUAUUCAGAUCUCUAAUUCCAACAGUGGUAAAUCUAGCUCGACAACCAGCAGCUCUUCUGGAAUUAGUUUACAGGACCCUAGUGAUACCUUUACAGCACCGAAUGUGUCUCUGUCCAAGAAAAAACCCAGCAGGACCGAUAGAGAAGCGGUGCCUGAAUGACGAAAGGACUAUGUGUUGGUUGGACAUGAUGAACCUUGGAAUUUCUAUGCCAGCCAACAUCUAUACAGUGUAAACUGUCUUUUAAAAUGUACGUGAUGCUCGUCGUACGUAAUCGAAGGGCAUACAAAUGAACGAAUUAGGCACUUUAUUCGAAGUGGAGUGAUGGUCUUAAAUGAAAUCUUAUACGGUCGAUGUCCUUUGCGUUAACACUAGAACUAUCGGCGGUUUUUUUUUCUGGCUGUGGUGGCCCAUCUAAAACCAGUCUUUUUAACUGGGCUUGGUAGUUGUAGCGUUAAGAGAAAUCAAUUUUGAAAUUUCUAUGUCAAGAAACCAUAACUCACCCUAUCCUGUGCAUUGUCUAGUACAGUGUAAUUAUAUGGGUAAAGGGUAAAGACACGGAAGAAGAUAAUUCGUUCAUUAAGUAGAGAUAUAUCACCAAAAGCUUUUCAUUGUCCAAUGCAUUCCAUAGCUUAGAUUAUAAAUGUUAUUGAAAAAUAAUGCGCUUUAGAGAUGACAUUAUACCGAGUCUCGAAACUCUAUGAAUCGGUAUACGUGGGGUGGCUUUUGUGGACGUUACAUUUUUUAACUAAUUUUGUUUAUGAAGAAUCGCGCCACGUACAUUAAUUCAUCGAAUUUCAGACUUUCUCCGUAUGAUCUAUUUUUCAACAUCCAGGAGCGUAAUGUUUCCUCUAACUGAAAUCAUGAUUAAGAAAUUGUACAUUUCUCGAAGAUUAAUGAGGAGGACCUUGUGCCUUAUGACGACACAACCGGUAUAUUUUUCCUUAAUCGAUUUACUUGAAUACGGCAUUGGAAAGAUUCUAUAUUAUUUUUUAUAUAUGUGGAAAUUCCCAUUAUUUAUAGAGGAAUGGUCCUAAAUGCAUCUUAGAGUCACUAAUUUCGUCGAUUUAUAUUGUCUAUUACUACGGCUUAAAUAAAGCAGAUACUAUAUUCAA
This is a messenger RNA of Orussus abietinus, 6130 nucleotides long. RefSeq lists its product as uncharacterized. The coding region runs from base 90 to 5177 and encodes 1695 amino acids. The transcript is spliced from 10 exons. NCBI's taxonomy places the organism in Eukaryota, Metazoa, Arthropoda, Insecta, Hymenoptera, Orussidae. The record is from RefSeq and is a predicted model, not a curated record.